Molecule: messenger RNA, 1696 nt
Organism: Amyelois transitella
Lineage: Eukaryota; Metazoa; Arthropoda; Insecta; Lepidoptera; Pyralidae
Exons: 3
Coding region: 560-1147 (195 amino acids)
Source: RefSeq, a predicted model, not a curated record
GAAGAUGCAAAUAUGAUAUUUAUGAAAAUUUUACGUAUAAAAUGUUAAAAAAAUAUAAAAGAAGGACUUCUUCAACGUUUUUAUUUUAAAUUAUGUUGAUUUUUAGCAAUUAUUACGAAUUAAAAUUACGUUAAACGAAACGCAAUUCAAAACACCAAUCAGCGUUCAGUGACGUCACUCGUGUUGUGUCAACUUUAAGAAGUUAACUUUGCGAUUAAUAGGCAGCAGUGCUUAUUAUUUACGUUUUUAAUAAAAAUGGAAGUUGGAUUUAAAAAAACAGACUCCAAAAAUUUACCAAAAGUUGGUGUCGACAUAGUAGUAACUUUUUUUGUCGUGAGUCCAGAGUUUUCAAGUGUAGAAAUGAAAGGCACUAAAUUAGUACGGUAUGCAUGAAUGUUUUUAAACGUUGUUUGCAUUUUAUUCAGCAAUUUCUAAACAUAGCAGUUAUAUUUUAGCUCAACUAGCUAACUAGCUUUUUUAUUUAAAGAGAUUGAAAAGAAGUUAAAUGUGUGUUACAAUAAUAACUGCAUAUUUUUAGGUGGAUAUUUUAAAAGAAUAGAUGCUGUCAAUAAAAAUGAUUGUCGGGGAAGUAUUCUUUGCUACUUUCAAGAAGACAAGCAUUCAUAAGGUGUGUUCAAGCUUGAUUGGAAAGUUGGACUCUCCACAAUCAUUUCUUGAAGCAUUAUCAAAGCAAAUGACCAACACUGAUAAUAUAAAUAUGGUAUUUUCCACCACCAAACAUCAAAGUGAUUCACAAAUGUGGUUUGAGUUGAGGUACGGCAGAAUUACUGGCUCAACUUUUUAUGAAGCCGCUCACUGUAAAACUAUAAAUGGUUCCCUUCUGAACGCAAUUAUGGGAGAUGAUUCAAAAUUUACUUCCAUUGCAAUGAGUAGAGGAAAAAUACUAGAAAAAAAAGUUCUCAAAGUAGCAAGAAAGAAAAGAUUGAAAUUGAAGAAGCUGGACUACUUCUUAAUGCCGAGUAUCCUAUUUUUGGAGCAACAGCAACCUGACGGGCUUACUGAAAAUUAUACAAUAGAAGUCAAAUGUCCUUCAACCGAAGCUGCCAUACUUUCCUAUGUGAAAGACAAUAAAAUAACACCAAAAUGUUGGACACAAGUGCAACUGCAAAUGUUGUGUGCAAUAUGAUAACAUCAUUGUAUCUGUAAUGAAUAUUGCAAAGAAAUUCUGGAUAGAUGCUGUAUUUCCGAAAUUAAAAGAUAUAUAUAAUAUUUAAGCACAUUUUUUUGUUUUUCAAGAAUUUCAUCAAUUUAUUAAAUAAAACUAUGCUUCGAAAAUAUUGUUUUUAUUCAAUUUUAAUUAAAGGUGAUUCACAAGUGCACAACAAAUGAUUAUACUAUAGUCUAAUUGGGGUAUUAGAAAAUGAUCUACACAGGCAUUUGGAAACUUUGUUGAAGUAGAUGGACACAUAGGCACAAAACAUGAGUCAACACGACUUUAUAUCCGAAUUUUUUCGGUAUUAUUGUGAUCACUUGAUGUGGAUGGAUAUUCCAUUUUAAAUUAUUACAAAAAACUUAGUGAAAGUCGAGAAAAUUUGCAAUUUAUGACAAUCAACUAGUGUUUCCACUAUAAAAAUUUUCUUUCCCCAUGCCUCAAUUCCGAUUUCCCCAUUUCAGAACUUUUUUCCCCUCAAAAAUUAUUUUGCUGUAGUUUUGGCACUUUUGUUGUAACUAAAAG